AUGGAGUGGCCACGAUUGCUCGGUCGGGAAGUGUGUCGAUGGAUGAAUGUUGUGGACGUGUGUACUGGAAAGGCAAACGAAUCGGUUGUGACUGGAUAUGCCAACACUCCCACUAAUAAAGUGGUAGUGGUUGGUCGGAUUGUGGAUACAACUGACCACAAAGGUGAUGCUCCCACCGGUUCAGUGGAUGAGCACCCACAUGUGAAGAAAUCAACGAAAUUCGUUGAUCGCGCAUGCGAAUAUGCUGGUCCACGUUUUGUGGAUGCAACGACUGGUUGUGAAGUUACAAAAACAGAUGAACAGAUGUUUUUGGCACGGUUGCCGGCGAUGAAAGAGCAGAUACAGCUAGAGAAAGCCACUUAUGAUGACUUCCUUCACAACCUCAAGUGUAAUGAUAUUGCGGAGGACGUGUUGCUACGGCCGAAUGUCGACGCAGCGAGACUACGCUCAUCAUCGGUUUGGAUGAUUCGGUUCUCGAAAAAUUUCGCAGCAUGUGGAGUUAACAUUGAAGGAACAAACUGA
Messenger RNA from Plasmopara halstedii, 522 nucleotides. RefSeq lists its product as uncharacterized. NCBI's taxonomy places the organism in Eukaryota, Oomycota, Peronosporomycetes, Peronosporales, Peronosporaceae. The record is from RefSeq and is a predicted model, not a curated record. The coding region runs from base 1 to 522 and encodes 173 amino acids. The transcript is spliced from 2 exons.